Emiliania huxleyi CCMP1516 is the source of this 1659-nucleotide messenger RNA. RefSeq lists its product as hypothetical. NCBI's taxonomy places the organism in Eukaryota, Haptophyta, Isochrysidales, Noelaerhabdaceae. The transcript has 3 exons. Gene Ontology annotation, cellular component: cytoplasm. The record is from RefSeq and is a predicted model, not a curated record. Bases 1 to 1659 code for a protein of 552 amino acids.
AUGUCUCUCUCUCUGUUCACCGUCUCGCUCGCGGCUAUCUCUCCGCGCAAAUCCAUCGUCGUGACAGACGUAGACGGCACUCUCUUCUCAUUUGCGGGCCGCGACCUCUCGGACGGCAACCGUCGCGCUCUGACAGAGUGUGUGGAGAGCGGCGUGCACGUGAGCCUCGCUACGGGGCGCAUCCCCGGCCCGUGGUUCGAUGCGCUCAAGGAGCAGGUCCCCGGCAUCGGCGCGUGCGUUUUUGGCAACGGAGCGCUGGUCGUCGACGGAAGCGGCUCGCCGAUCUGGGAGUCGCAGCUGCCCGACGAGAUCGUGGCUGCGGUGCGCGAGUACACGCUUGGAGGCUGCGCCGGCGGCGACAGCGCGGCCCGGCUCUGCGUCCUCGCCGCCACGCGCUGGGAGCCCGGCGCGCCCCACGCCAUUCGGUACGUCGAGCUCUCUCCGGACGGCUCGCCGUCGGCCAUCACUUCGCUGAUCGAGCGGGCGGGCGAGCCGGACGCGGUGCUGCUGCCGAGCCUAGACGGGCUCGAGGCGAGAGGAGUGCUCAAGUUUGUGAUCUGGACGCUGCCCGGCGAGGACGGGUGGGCGAGCAUGGAUGCGACCGUCUGCGAGCUUCGCGCGCGGCUCGAGGGGCUCGGCGCGACGAUACUGCACCACGGAGACCGGUGGUGCGAGGUGCUCCCUCCUGGCGUCGACAAGGGCAGCGGAGUGCUCAAGCUGCUCUCCUCGCUGGGCGUGGCGCCGGAAGACGCGCUCGCGGUUGGCGACGCCGAGAACGACCUCAGCAUGCUCCGGAUAGUGGGGAUCGGCGCCGCGCCUGCAAACGCGCAGCCCGCCGCCCUCGCCGCCGCCGACGUGGUCGUGCCGAGCAACAGCGACGACGGCGUGGCGGCGGCGAUCCGCAAGUACGUCCUCCCCGAGGAGGGCGCAAACAUGCUCGACUUUUACACGCUGGACAUGUGUCCCUUCGCGCAGCGGUGCUGGAUCGUGCUUGAAGAGCUCGGCGCGUCGUACUCUCGCCGCGCCGUCAACUUGCGCGGCAGCGAGGAGGAGAGGGCCUCUGCUCUCCCAAUGCCGUGGGGCUCCCGCCUUGGGACGGCGCGGUACGAGCGCGAGGUCAACCCGCGCGGCAAGGUGCCGGCGCUGCGCGACGCGGAGACGGGCGUCACGCUCUUCGAGUCGCUGCUGAUCAACGAGUACCUCGCCGAGCGGCAAGAGGGCGGCCCACUCUUGCCGGCCGACCCGGCGGCGAGGGCGCGCAUCCGCCUCUGGAACGAGCAUUGCGACUCGCAGCUGGCGGUGGCGCACUUCACGCUGCUGAUGAAUAAGGACGCGCCGUCCGAGGAGGCGAAGCGGGCCGCCCUUGACGCGGCGCUCGACGUCUACGAGGCGCGCCUCGUCGGGCCGUACCUGCUCGGCGACGCCUUCACGCUCGCUGACGCAAACGCGCUCCCCUUCUUCGAGCGCCUCGACUUUUCGCUGAGGCACUACAAGCAGAUCGAUGCGCUCGCGCGGCACCCACGCACGCGUCGCUGGCUGGACCUGGCCCUUUCGCGGGAGUGCUUCCGGGCCACAAGGCAGCCCGAGGCGAAGCUGGUCGAGCUGUACGACAAGUUCUUGGAGGCAGACUACGCCUUUGGCGGGCUAAACAAGAACUGA